GUGGUGUCUCAUGCAAUAGAUGGAACCCGCGAUUGCAUCGACUGUCAACGGUGGAGAGAUAUGCGCCAUGGAGACGGAGGACAUUCUGAAGGGUUUUGCAGAUGGCAGCAAGGAAGGGAAUUCGGCUGGAGGGAACAACGCAGACUGUGCAGAGGUGCUUGCGACAAUAUGUGCACAGACUGCAGAGAUGAUGGGUGAUCGUGAUGAAACAAAGAAUGAUGCAGGAGGGAGCACUUGUGAGACGGAAACGGUUGGGGAAGAGAGCGAGGAGGGAGGUCUGGGAAGCAGGGAAUCUCUGACAGGAGUAUUAAGGUUGAACGAUGGGGCAAUAGCAGAGGUAAAAGGGCGAUAUGCAUUGGACAUGUGGCGUGUUCUGGAGGCGCAGGGCGAGUUCAGGCUGAACGAUUUUUUGUGCGACAGUUUUGAUUGCGGACAGACAUGGGUGAUUGGCGGGAACGACGCAAGAGGGAGUACGGCGUGCCACGAGAGCGAUGCGAGGAGGGAUCCUAGGUGGGGUUGGGUGCCAUAUGUGAUCCCGAUUCCAUGUGGCCGUGUGAGGAUCAUGAUGCGUGAUGCCAUGGGAAAUGUCUGGAGCACGCAUUAUGUGAAUGGCAACUUCUCCUUCAGGCACCUCGACAGGGAGGUCUCAGAAGAUGAGAAGAAGGCAAUGGCAUUUCCUACCCAUACUGCUGGCUGCUUUUUCCCGCCGCUUCGGAACCUUAUAGAGUCGGAGGUGGUUGAAGGAAAAGUUUUCACUGACAUUGUGGAGCAUCGGCAGUUCCUCGUGGUUCUGGCACGUGUCUCAAUUUUCGAUGUGAAUGUAAAGGACCACGUGCUGAUGGUUGAACACGCAAAGCAUUGCUGGGAGAAGAUAAGGGAGGAGGAGCGUCAGAUGGUGUGCGCGGGUUAUGACUCCAUGGCUGACCAAGGGAUGUGGUCCAUGGUUGAGGGGAGUUGUACGGGCCAAGAGUACGACGACGGUGAGAACAGAUACAUGGCUCGCACAGUUGCACGACCGUUCUUGGUUGUGUCCUGGUCGCCGUUCUUGCGUCUCGUGCGCGAGGUCGUGGAGGAGGACAUUGCUCCGGGUAUGGGCGUGAGGUUUCAGAUGACGGCGGUGCGUGCUUUGAUGAAGGCUGCCGAGGCGUACCUGGUCGCCAAUUUCGAGAACACCAACGAGGUGGCCAUCCAUUCGAAGAGGGUGACGAUCCAGGUCAGGGACAUGAGACUGGUGGAUAGGUUGUCGAAGCCUCGCUGGGUUGAGAAAUAUCAAGGUAUGUUGGACGAGAAGGCGAGAGCUGAGGAGAGACAGCAACGGAUAGAGGCCAGACAUGCGGAAAGGGAUGGCAGCAGAGUAGGGGCGAAGAAGAGGAAAGCAGUGCCACGUAAGGGGGGGUCCGCGAAAAAAAAGGCAGCUUGAGAAUUCCACUGUGUGUGCUGCAUAACGGUUGUCCUGUCCAAUCG
Molecule: messenger RNA, 1464 nt
Organism: Chara braunii
Lineage: Eukaryota; Viridiplantae; Streptophyta; Charophyceae; Charales; Characeae
Source: the annotation of a GenBank genome assembly